Messenger RNA from Arabidopsis arenosa, 732 nucleotides. The record is from the annotation of a GenBank genome assembly. NCBI's taxonomy places the organism in Eukaryota, Viridiplantae, Streptophyta, Magnoliopsida, Brassicales, Brassicaceae.
AACGUUGAUUCUUCUUCUUCUUUCUCUUUCUCAUCUUUCUCAAAAACAAACCAAAAAAAUGGCAGAUCAGCUCACCGAUGAUCAGAUCUCUGAGUUCAAAGAAGCUUUUAGCCUAUUCGACAAAGACGGAGAUGGUUGCAUCACGACGAAAGAGCUAGGAACAGUGAUGAGAUCAUUAGGUCAAAAUCCAACAGAAGCAGAGUUACAAGAUAUGAUAAACGAAGUAGAUGCUGAUGGUAACGGAACCAUAGACUUCCCUGAGUUUCUCAACCUUAUGGCUAGGAAGAUGAAAGAUACUGACUCUGAAGAAGAGCUCAAAGAAGCUUUCAGGGUUUUCGAUAAGGACCAGAACGGUUUCAUUUCGGCUGCGGAGUUAAGACAUGUUAUGACUAAUCUUGGUGAGAAAUUAACUGAUGAAGAAGUUGAUGAGAUGAUCAAAGAAGCUGAUGUUGAUGGAGAUGGUCAGAUCAAUUAUGAAGAGUUUGUCAAAGUUAUGAUGGCAAAGAGAAGAGGGAAGAGGAUUAUGACAACUAAGCGUAGUAGCAAUUCUACUGAAAACAAAGACAAGAACGGUCGCCGGAAAAGUCACUGCCGUAUUCUCUGAGCUCCGACUAUUUUCUUCUUAAUUCCUUUACUUUAUAUGCUUGUGUGUAAUAAGAGAUUUGUACCUCACACACCCAUUAAACGGAUUUUAAAUGUAAUAUCGUGUUUGAAUAUAAAUUAUAAAUAAUU